Paramacrobiotus metropolitanus is the source of this 1155-nucleotide messenger RNA. Its product is annotated as beta-3 adrenergic receptor-like. Lineage: Eukaryota; Metazoa; Tardigrada; Eutardigrada; Parachela; Macrobiotidae. Gene Ontology annotation, molecular function: G protein-coupled receptor activity. Gene Ontology annotation, cellular component: membrane. The transcript is spliced from 3 exons. Gene Ontology annotation, biological process: G protein-coupled receptor signaling pathway. The coding region runs from base 1 to 1155 and encodes 384 amino acids. The record is from RefSeq and is a predicted model, not a curated record.
AUGGCGGUGGUGUACGAAGUCUUCGGGUACAUCUUGAUCCCGCUGAUGGUGGUGGGUUUCGUCGGGAACAGCUUGAUGAUCUGCGCCAUGCUGCACAGCCGCAUGUGCCUGACCCCCACCAACCGGCUGCUCCUCAGCAUGUUCAUCCUCGGUGCCGUCUACUCCUCCCUGGCCAUGCCGCCGACCGCCUUCUCCCACAUCACCCAUCGCUGGGAUCUGGGCGCCGGCAGCUGCCGUUUCUUCGCCUUUCUGACCAUCACCAUGACCUUCGUCCACUGCCUCAUCCACGCCGCUAUUCCAAUUGCUCGUUUAUUGGCAAUCCAUUACGUCAGCCGGGUUAGCCACCAGCUGGAAAACCGCGUCGGACAAGCCUUGGUGGCGGUCACGUGGUUAUUUCCCGCCGUCGUCUUUACUCUGCCGUUCUUCCAGGUGGGCGCGUCCUACGGGUUCAACCGGGGUAUCGCGCGCUGUCAGUGGGAAGCGGUGCAGUACCCCUUUGUUGUUUUCUAUCGGAUUGUGUUUAUUGUGCUGCCGUUGGUGGUGAUUGUGCUGGGAUACGGGCUCAUUAUGUGGCAGGUACGGGUGAUGCGGCUGGCCGCUGCCAAAGAGCACAAAACGAAAUCGCGUUCGCUGCGCUUCGCACGCCAGCUGGGACUGGAAUUGGUGUUGGCCAAGCGGACAGCCAUUGUCAGCGGCUAUUUCAUGGCUUGUUUCUUACCCAAUACAAUCUGGACGUUUAUACCGGGGAGUAUUACGAAUGAUCUGGCGGAGAAUCUUGGACCGGCGCUGUACCUUUUAACUUGGUUCGGGAUCAUGAGCAGUUUCCUGGUGUAUCUACUUGUCAACAACGAACUACGUGAGGGCGUAUACAGCCUGUUUAAGCAGAUGCCGGGAUGUCGCAGCUGCCGCCGCCCACAGCGCGCGGUGGCCCCGCUGGGACCGCCACCGGCUCACACUCUCAACUAUACCGAAUCCACGGUCUUCCACACCAGCGGCGUAUACAUUGGUCCACCCCCACCCUACUCCGCAGGUAGUGGCAGCGUGGGACUGCGCUCCAGCGACAGCUCGUCCAUGGCCGGCGCUGAGCAGGAUCGGCUGGACGAGCAGCUGCAUCCUAAUCGGAUUAGCGUCUUGGCAUCCGUGCACGGCUUCUGA